Acanthoscelides obtectus is the source of this 813-nucleotide messenger RNA. NCBI's taxonomy places the organism in Eukaryota, Metazoa, Arthropoda, Insecta, Coleoptera, Chrysomelidae. The record is from the annotation of a GenBank genome assembly.
AUGGAACUCAACCGAGAACAUUUUUGCGCCAUAAUGUAUUACAACUUUCAGAGACAAUUAUUGCAACAAGAGUGCCUUGCUGAGUUACUGUCUGUUUUCGGCAACGAAGCGACACAUCAGUCAACAAUUUCCCGUUGGUAUGGAGAAUUCAAACGUGGACCGGUGAGUCUUAGCGACGAUCCCAGGGUGGGUGCACCAAAAACGGCUGUCACCCAGGAAAACGUCGAUGGUGUGCGCAAACUCAUCAUUGAAGAUAGACAUGUGACAUAUCGCGAGAUUGAAGCGGUUAAUUGGUGUCCAAAAUCGCUUGACCGUUUCAAUUCCGGAAACUCAAAAAAUGUGCACAGCAUUGCUGGUGGUGACGAAUCGUGGAUUUACUGUUAUGAACCAGAAAAUAAACGACAGUCGGCUGUCUGGUGUUUCAAAAAGAUGGUCGCGACAUUUGUGUCAAAAGCGGGUCAUAUUGCAACAAUUCCUCUUAAUGAGCAAAGAACUGUUACUGCGGAUCGGUAUACCACCAUUUGUUUACCAAAAGUCAUCAACGAGCUUCGAAAAAUCUUCCCCGAAAGAAGUAUCAUCCUCCACCAAGACAAUGCAAGUCUCGAUCUAAGUCCUAACGAUUUCUUUACUUUCCCGAAAAUUAAAAACAGACUGCGUGGUGAAAGGUUCCAGUCACCAGAAGAAGCAGUUGACGCAUUCAAAAAUGCCAUUUUGGAUCUGCCAGCAACCGAGUGGAAUAAGUGCUUCGAAAAUUGGUUCGAGCGCAUGCAGAUGUGUAUUAAUCCUCGUGGAGAAUACUUCGAAAAACAAUAA